Lethenteron reissneri (Far Eastern brook lamprey) is the source of this 3300-nucleotide messenger RNA. Its product is annotated as beta-galactosidase-like. The record is from RefSeq and is a predicted model, not a curated record. Lineage: Eukaryota; Metazoa; Chordata; Hyperoartia; Petromyzontiformes; Petromyzontidae. Gene Ontology annotation, molecular function: beta-galactosidase activity. Gene Ontology annotation, biological process: carbohydrate metabolic process.
UAUUUAUUUAUACACGACAGACAGUCACACAGACAAAUAAUCAUUGGUGGGCGGUGUGGAACCUGUUGCUCCUACCUGGAUAAAAAGGCCUUCUUUGGUGAACUUGGCCCUUCCCCACAGCCUCCUCGGCCGCCCUUUGCUGCCCCCUACCGACGGACUCGUCCAAGUCUGGGCACGACGAAGCGCAACUCCCGACUGCCAAAGACAACGGUGCAGAGGGAGGGCGUUUUACAAAAAGUCAGGAGGAUGGCAGCGGCGGCGCAACGAAAGAGCCGCACCAUUCACCAUCUCCUGUUAUUAAUGCUUUGCCUUUCGCCGAAGGCCACGUGUGCCCAGCGACAGUCGUUUGGGAUCGACCGUGGCAGAGGCUGCUUCGUCAAGGAUGGAGAACCCUUUCGCUACAUCGCCGGCAGCCUGCACUAUGCCCGGGUGCCCCGCGUCUACUGGAAGGACCGCUUGCUCAAGAUGUACACAACUGGCCUCAAUGCUGUCCAAACGUAUGUGCCGUGGAACUACCAUGAGACCAAGCCUGGCGUGUUUGAGUUCUCCGGAGAGAAAGACCUGGAGGCAUUCAUCCGGACAGUGAAAGAGACUGGACUGCUACUCAUCCUGCGACCAGGGCCAUAUAUCUGCGCUGAGUGGGACAUGGGUGGCCUGCCGGCCUGGCUUCUACAGAAACGAGGCAUUGUUCUACGCUCCUCUGACAAAGAAUACCUCAAGGCCGUGGAUAGCUGGAUGAGUGUCCUGUUGCCAAAAGUAAAGUCAUGGCUUUACCAGAAUGGAGGACCAAUCAUCACUAUUCAGGUGGAGAAUGAGUAUGGGUCAUUUGGUUGCGACAUGGAGUACAUGCGGCACCUCACAGAGGUGUUCCGCUCUAAACUGGGCAGGGACGUUGUGCUCUUCACCACGGACGAACCCUCGCUACACUCGCAGUCAUGUGGCUCCCUCCAAGACCUCUAUAGCACCAUUGACUUUGGCAUCGAAACCAACAUAACCCAGGCAUUUGAAAUGCAACGGAAGUUUGAACCCAAUGGUCCUUUGGUGAACUCGGAAUUUUACAUUGGCUGGCUGGACUACUGGGGAUACGCGCAUUCCACCAGAGACAGCAGCCUGGUGGCAUCAGCACUGGACCAGAUGUUGUCCCUGGGGGCGAGCGUUAACAUGUAUAUGUUUGAAGGAGGCACAAAUUUUGGCUAUUGGAGUGGUGGGGACUUUAACGUAUCGUUCCUGCCCGUCCCGACGAGUUAUGAUUAUGAUGCGCCACUCUCGGAGGCUGGAGACCCCACGGAGAAGCUUUACAAAAUACGUGAUGUUAUACGCAAGUAUGCAGAUAUACCGGCGGGUCCGAUGCCACCACCAACGCCAAAAUAUGCAUAUGGAUAUGUGCACAUGACCCCGUAUAAGAAACUUACAGAGUUGCUGGAAAUUUUAGCCCCUUAUGGGCCAGUCAAGAGCAAGCACCCCCUGAGCUUCGAGGAGAUGAAACAGCACCAUGGAUUCAUGCUUUACAGAACCAAGCUUCCAAAAAACUAUUCUAAUCCAGCACAGCUCCGUCCUCCACCAAACGGGCUAAAUGACCGUGCAUAUGUCUCCAUAAAUGGGGUGGUGCAGGGGGUGCUGGACCGGGAUAGGAGGAGGUCUGUGUCUAUAGAGGGCAAUGUUGGAGAAUGGCUGGAUGUCCUGGUGGAGAACAUGGGCAGAAUCAGUUUUGGAAAACACCUUGGUGAAAGAAAAGGCCUUCUCUCUGGUUUGAUCCUUGAUGGUGAAGUCUUGACUGACUGGAUGAUCUACUCUCUGGACAUUGAUUCGGUGAUAGCAGAGGGUUUACUGCCCUCGAGUUUCCACUCUUCUGUUAAGAUGAAACGACUGGACCAAGCAGGAAUGGCUGCUCCAACGUUUUACCACGGCUCCUUCUCAAUCCCACCUGAUAUCCCUAGCUUUCCCUGGGACACCUUUCUCAAGAUGUAUGGAUGGACAAAGGGCCAGGUGUGGCUGAAUGGCUUUAACCUGGGUCGAUACUGGCCAAGACAAGGGCCCCAGAUGACCCUCUAUGUGCCCGCCAGCGUGAUCUCCGCAUCGCUGCCCAACAAUGUGACCGUGCUGGAGCUGGAGGGAGUGUCCUGCUUGGGCCACGAGUCUGCUGGAUGCAGCUACCUCGUGCAGUUUCUGGACAGGCCCAUCCUUAAUGGAACAUUCAGAUGAUAAGUUGUCCAAAUAAAUGUUUUGUUAAUUCAGUAAAACAAUUGUUUUUAUUUAAUUAAUUAGUCUAUAUCUUGAGAUAAAAACAUGUAUUUUCGUUUAGCAAUGUAAAGUCAGAGAAAUCAGUGUCUCCCUGUUCAAGCAUGUUCUUCUUUGUUGGUGGCCUUGAACCAUUGGUGGAAAUUCUACAUUUCUAUCGUGGAGCCCAGUCUAGGAGAGAAAUGCAACUGACUUUGCACACAGUCGUAGGUGAUUAUAGUUUUGCUAAUGCUUUCUGGAAAAAAAGUACGUAUGUUACCUUUGAAUUAUACAAUUUAUAAUAUACAGCACUGCAAUUGUUUUUAGAAAAUUUACCAGAAAACUUGUUCAUUUUAAUUAAAUUCGAACAAAACCAAGAUUACAGUUAUUAGGAAGUGCUUCUUGAGCAAGUUGUGGUACAAUACUAUGUAAGAGUAAAACAGUAAAUGUUAUGUUUAUAAUGGUCCCCUUUCUGUAUGCCAUUAUUCAGAUGCUCAUGACCUUUAGACAGUCACAAUCCUAUUUGUGAGAACAGCGGAACACUGGAAAGGUCAGGACGUAUGAGGUACAUGCUUCACUGUACGAUGCAAAGCUGACAUCCCCAGGAUAUAGCCUACUAAACACAUCACAGCAUCCAUUAUGCAGUAAACAGUAUUAUUAAUAUGAGAUUAAGGUAGCCAACAUAGUAUACGACUUGACAAGAGUGCUAUGAAGCAGUGAACCAUUGAUCUUAUUCGUGAUUGUUAAUUGUGAAACUUAAAACAGAUCCUGUGUUGGGGCACAUUCACCAAGUGGUUGCUCAAUCAGAUUUCGCCAUUAAUCUCAAAGCAGCCUUUUUAUCCGGAGACCAACAUCCUGAUCUCCACUCAGAGUUAAAUUACUAGUGUAUGCACCGAAUUAAAUCCACGGAAUUGAAAAUAAUUUCCCGUUUUAACAUUGCUGCAAUGAGCCAAUGUUGGGUGGCUUGGAUGGGUGAUGACCAAAGAGGUCCCAAUAUCUGCACAUUUUGCGUCGAUGCUUGUAGCACAUGUAGUGUGGACAGGGCAGUGUGAAGUGGUGUCAAUAAAGGUUGCUGGAGACUAA